This is a messenger RNA of Cryptococcus deneoformans JEC21, 1381 nucleotides long. Its product is annotated as nuclease, putative. Gene Ontology annotation, cellular component: mitochondrial inner membrane; nucleus. Bases 209 to 1303 code for a protein of 364 amino acids. The transcript is spliced from 7 exons. Gene Ontology annotation, biological process: apoptotic DNA fragmentation. Lineage: Eukaryota; Fungi; Basidiomycota; Tremellomycetes; Tremellales; Cryptococcaceae. Gene Ontology annotation, molecular function: single-stranded DNA endonuclease activity; nucleic acid binding; RNA endonuclease activity. The record is from RefSeq and is a predicted model, not a curated record.
CCCAUUUCCACGAGAUAGCCGAGCUCAGGCGGAUCUCAGGUGCACCGUUACACUCUUUUUUCUAAUUACACAUUCCAAACCUCCACCUUCAUUACAAAAUAUUUUCUAAUCGGACGCUCCUAACCAAACAGAAAAAGUUGGCCAGAUGCAUUCUCUCUUGAUCAGACGGAGCUAGACUUGACUUGUCCAGUCACUCUCCACUCCCAAAAUGCCCACCCUCGGCCCUUCCCUGCUCUUCGUCGCAGGUCUCACACUCGGUGUCGGUGCAGGCACUCUCCUCCCAAGGAAAACCUCACAGCCCAACGUUCCUCUCCCUCCGCCUCCUCCUGAAGGUGGCCGACCCGACUUCAAGGAGAGCAAGGCUUUAGUUCCAACAGCCACUGGCAUUGUUGGACCUCUUCAGGGUGGCUUUCCUGGCCCUACACCUGACAUCAUCAAGCGUGUUGCAUACACGGCCGCAUACGACCGUAGACUCCGACACCCCGCAUGGACUGCCGAGCAUAUCACUGCCACUUCUCUUGCAAAGAUUUCUCCUCCUCAAAUUAAGGGUACCCCUGUUCCUCUUGAAGCUGCCCGUGCCGCGGACACUUCGUCUCAGCCGGAGGUUAUCAAGGUCGACAGAUCAAAGAGUGUCUUCAAGGAGGAUGACGGUAUUCCCGAGAUGUUCAGAGCAAAGCUUUCCGAUUACUUCCGAAGCGGUUAUGAUCGAGGGCAUAUGGUACCCGCCGCUGACGCUAAGAUUUCUCAACAAGCAAUGGAUGAGACAUUCUACCUUUCCAACAUCGCCCCCCAAGUCGGUGACGGUUUCAACAGGCACUACUGGGCCUAUGUUGAGGACUUUUGCCGGAGGUUGACUACCAAUUUUGAGGAUGUCUACGUGUUCACCGUCCCCCUCUACCUUCCUGAGAAGCACGCCGAUGGUAAAUGGCGAGUGUCUUACGAAGUGAUUGGCAACCCUCCUUCCGUUUCUGUUCCUACCCACUUUGCCAAGGUCAUCCUUGCCUCACGCCCCGACUUCUCCUACCCCCAGAAACCUUCUUCGGCCUCCACUGCCGUGUCUUCUCCCCAGACAGUAAAGGAGCUCGCUCUCGGCGCUUUCGUCCUUCCCAACAAGGAGAUACCUGACCAGGCAGACUUGAGGAGCUUUAUUGUCCCUGUAGAACAUGUGGAGAAGGCUGCUGGCUUGAAGUUGUUCAACGAAGAGGUCAAGACCAAGAGCAGGCAGCUUUGUGCUGUGACUCAAUGUCAGGUCAUUGUGAGGAGGUUUGACGAUGCUAGAAAGCAGUUGGGUGGGAAGAAAUAGAUAUACAUGAUACCUAUGGACUCUGGAUUAUACUCAUGUCGUUUCUGUCGCCGUUAUGCGAUUACAUUUUGAUGCUGC